AUGGCUUCCGAAGCAAAGACCAUGCUGGCAGUCUAUGCGGCCAAGGGCGAUGCGGAAAACCCCCUCUCAGGCCUCACAGUUGGUCAAGUCCCUGUACCCAAGGUCCCAGAAGGCUGGGUCCGCGUCAAGAUUGAGGCUGCGACUGUCAACUUCCAUGACAUUUUCACCCUGAAGGGCAUCGGCGCCCAUCCCAUCACUUUCCCGAUCGUUCUGGGCUGCGAGGGCGUUGGGACUCUCGAUGAUGGAACCCGUGUUGUCAUCUACCCGGUCAUGAUCUCGCCUGGAUACAUCGGCGACGAGACCAAAGAUGCAAAGCGCAACGUGUUUUCGGAGCUCGUCGACGGCACCAUGGCGGAAUAUGUUGCUGUCCCGAAGGCCAAUAUCUUGCCCCUGCCGAAGGAGAUCGACCCUGUAUCAGGCUCUGUGCUCGGAAUCGCCUGGCUGACCGCAUACAGCAUGCUCUUUAAGAAAUCUGGCCUUCGACCUGGACAGACGAUGCUUGUGCAGGGCAGCUCAGGAGGCGUCAGCACCGCUCUAAUCCAGCUUGGAGCGGCUGCUGGCAUGCGCGUAUUCACCACGGGUCGCUCUCCUGAGAAGCGGAAGCUCGCCGAGUCACUGGGCGCGGAGAGAACGUUUGACUCUGGAGAGGUUCUGCCUGAGCAAGUUGACGCUGUGUUUGAUACCAGUGGCACAGUUACGUGGAAGCACACUGUUGCCUCCGUGAAGACGGGUGGCACGAUUGUGAUUUGCGGCGGCCACAGUGGCUUUGAGCUGCCUACAGAUUCGUUCCGCCUGAUAGUUGACCAGCUCAGCAUUCAUGGAGUCUAUGCCGGAACACUCGAUGAGUUCCGAAGCCUGGUCUCGUUUGUGGCGGCGAAGAAGAUUAAGCCUCGCAUCGGAAAGGUUCUGCCGCUGUCUGAGGGCGUGCAGGCUAUUACAUCGGUCUCUGAGGGCCAGACUCAGGGCAAGGUGGUGUUGACAGUUGGGGAUGUAGCUGUGUAG
Molecule: messenger RNA, 1002 nt
Organism: Trichoderma citrinoviride
Lineage: Eukaryota; Fungi; Ascomycota; Sordariomycetes; Hypocreales; Hypocreaceae
Product: NAD(P)-binding protein
Exons: 1
Coding region: 1-1002 (333 amino acids)
Molecular function (GO): oxidoreductase activity
Source: RefSeq, a predicted model, not a curated record